GUCGGUCCCCGACAGCGGGACCGGGCAGCUGGCGCCCCGACGGCAUGCCGGAGAAGCGGCUCUCGGCCGAUCCGCCAAAUAUUACAGAAGAAGAAUUUGAAAAUUUUUUGGCAACAGAUGGCUUCCUUGUGGAUUACUUUAAUGAGUUCUUAAGUCUUCCAACCUUCUCAGAGGCGAUUAGAUUUAAUGUGGACUAUGGAGUUUUUGAAGUGAUCAACAAUGCACCACAGCUUCUGGAAAAGCAACUGAAAAGAAUUCUGCAAAAUCAGCAACCACGAAAUCCCAUCUAUGAUGUCAUAAGGAAAGGAAAAAGUGAUGCCAAACCUUUCCAAAAGAGUGUCCCCAGGGAAGACGAGACCAUUAGUGUCAGCUACACCAUCAUGUGCCUCAACCGCGAACAAGGUAUUAAGUGGAUCAAAAGGAAGAGACUUCCGGCAUUUCUGGAAAGUGAUUGCUACUUUGAAUACAGGUUAGCCAAACUGAUCUCGCAAGCAACAUGGAGCAGUACAGGCAUGAACUUCAUAGUGGGAACAAGCUUCUCACCCUGGAUCCUGAGAAAACCGCCCACUCCACCUCCGCCUACCGACGAAGAGGACAAUCUCACGAUUAUGAAAAAGUUCUACAUUUCUCUUGGCCAGGCCUCUUAUACUCAAACGAAAGAUUGGUUUACUCUAGCAAAGCAAUGCCAGCAAACAGUAACGACCUUUUCGCUGCCCUGCUAUGUACCCCACCACAAAAUUGCAUCACCAACUCUUUCUUCUGUGUCUGAGAAUUUAAUCUUCGAUGAUGGAGUUCACCCCAGGACAAUAAAGAGCCCAAUUAAAGCCACUGAAAUAAUUCCUGAGAUGGAAGAAGAAGAAGAAGGGUCCAUAUCAAUAAAAGAUACACCUUCCCAAGCUCUUCUGAGAAUAUACCUUGAAAGGAAAGAUGAACAGGGCAGGCACAUGACCGUGCAUUUCUCAUCAUUUGAAGAAUUUCUCAACUCCUAUAUCGUCUUCAUCCUGAUAGAAGCCAUCAAACACAUCACAGGCCAGUCCUUCAGCGGCACCCCCGGCUACAUCAACUUCUACAGCGUAACCCAGGUGGUGUUUGAUAAAGUGGAGCCCACAUCCCGCAAGAAGACGGUAAACUCACCCCAGCCUGAAGCAACAAAGGAAAUCUCAGAAGAGAAACUGGAAAAAGUAAGCUUAAGUUCAAAGAGCGAGAGCGUGGGGCCGGAGGGCAGGGCCGACUGGUGUAUACCUCACAGAACUUAUGACAUUGGCAACAGAAGGGAAUUUGAAAGAUUUAAGAAGUUUCUAAAGGGAACAUUGGGAGAAAAAUACUGGUGGCUGUGGAUGGACAUAGAGAGACUGAAAGUUCUUAAGGACCCUGGGAGACAUCAAAGACAUCUUGAGAAAAUGAAGAAGUGCUACCUUGUGAGCAGCGGGGAGCGCUUCCUUUCCAGAGAAAUUCUCUCCAAGUUUAAGCUGCUCCACGGGUCCCGGUGGACAGAAGAACAUUUGAGAAACAUUCAGGUCGAGGUCAUCAAACCCCUGCUUUUGUAUUGGGCACCAAGAUUUUGUGUAACUCAUUCAUUAUCAACAAAAAAUGCUAGUGCGGAACUGAAAUUCUGGCGCCUCCGCCAAGAAAAACCCAGGAAGGAUGUUGACCCUUUCCCACAGAUGGCAACCCUCCUGCCGUUAAGACCAAAGUCUUGCAUUCCCCAGGUCCCCAAGGUCCAGGGAGAAGAAAUCAGUUUAUUGCAACGAUCUAAAUCACCUAAGAAAUUAUCAAAAGUAAGCACAGGGUCUCAGAAGCCUGGGAGGAGCGAGUCCUUGCACCCCGUUCCUUCCAAGGAUGACAGGCUUGAGAAAGAGUCCAAGUGGCUACCAGAGGGUACCUCGGUCGUUCGUUUGACAUCUUUCACUGACAUCUCUGAGUGUCUGAAGCCCCAGCUCGACACAAAGUAUACUUAUACAGAAGAGCUCAAUGUUAAAACUGCCUCCGACGCUGGAGCUUUAGGAGGGUUUGACAUGGAGAACUUGCUACAGUCUUUAUAUGUGGAAAACAGAGCUGGAUUCUUCUUCACUAAAUUCUGCGAAGGUUCAGGGAACGAGCUGUGGAAGCACAGUGUGUACUUUUGGUUUGACCUACAGGCUUAUCAUCAGCUGUUCUACCAAGACACACUUCAGCCUUUCAAAGUGUGCAAGCAAGCCCAAUAUCUUUUCGCCACUUACAUUGCUCCGUCAGCCACUCUGGACAUUGGGCUGCAACAGGAAGAGAAGAAAGACAUUUACAUGAGAAUCCAGCCACCGUUUGAGGACCUCUUUGACACAGCCGAGGAGUACAUCCUCCUCAUCCUUCUGGAGCCCUGGACACAGAUGGUGAUGUCAGACCAAGUGGCUUACAGAAAGGUGAAACUACAAGAAGAGACUCGGCAGCUAGACUCCGCCUACUUCAGGAAGCUGCAGGCUUUGCAUAAGGACACAGUUUCCAAGAAGGCUGAGGACACUGCCGGACCUGCAGCUGGCAAGCUGUCGCUGUCUGACGUCUCCAAACAAACCGAGUAUUGGAGCAAUGUCCCUGAGGAGUACCAGCAGUUCACCUUCAGUGAUCUGCUUAACAACAAACUGGAAUUCGAACAUUUCCGCCAGUUUCUAGAAUCUCAUUCAUCAAGCAUCGACCUUGCAUGUUGGACAGACAUCGAACAGUUCCGAAGGAUGCUUUUUAAGGACCAGAAGCAAAGGGAGGCAAAGUCUAUAGACAUUAAGAACAAAUAUCUUAAUAAAAAGUAUUUCUUCGGCCCCAGCAGCCCAGCUUCUCUGUAUCAGCAGGACCAGAUAAUGCUGAUGAGUGGCGGCUGGGGGAGGAUCCUUCACGAGCAGCUUGACCCAUCUGUGCUGGUGGAAAUCCAGAAACACGUCCUGAAUAGGCUGGAAAAUGUGUGGCUGCCAUUGUUCCUCUCAAGCGAACAGUUUGCGUCCCGUCAGAAGAUAAAGAUACGGAUGAAAGACAUAGCGGAUGAGCUUUUACUGCAGAAGCAUGACAGGAAAAUUGGAGUUUGGAAGCCUGUGGCAAGUAAGUGGAUAUCUUCAUCCUGUGAGAUUAUUGCUUUCCGUAAAGCAUUAUUGAAUCCAGUCAUUGCAAGGCAAUUUCAACGAUUUGUGGCCCUGAAAGGAGAUUUAUUGGAAAAUGGAGUACUUUUUUGGCAAGAAGUACAAAAGUUUAAGGAUUUGUGCCACUCACAUUGUAGUGAGGCCAUCAUCCAGAAGAAGAUCACAACCAUCAUCAACUGCUUCAUCAACUCCUGCAUCCCCCCAGCUCUGCAGAUUGAUAUUCCAGUUGAGCAGGCCCAGAAGAUAAUUGAACACAGGAAGGAGUUGGGACCGUACGUGUUCCGAGAGGCACAGAUGACAAUUUUUGGGGUUCUGUUUAAGUUUUGGCCACAGUUUUGUGAGUUUAGGAAGAAUUUAACAGAUGAAAAAAUUAUGAGUGUUUUAGAGAGAAGACAAGAACAUAAACAGAAAAAGAAAAUGUCAGAGUCAGAUGAAGACAAGAUGGGAAAGGCUGGACUCAAGCAGUAUUCAAGCACUACAGGCUCCCUAAACAAAGCGCCUUUAGCCAGCGAGUCCCUGCUGGGCCUGCAAGCCUAUGGCCGGCAGGUCUAUCUGAAAUGGAUGAGACUCAGGUACGCACAUGAGGACAUGAUCGGCUUGACCUGUUGGGAGCACAUCACAAGCUUCAGCGAGGGAUGCAGACACAAAGGUUUCGUCCUGAGCUCUGUCCGCAUCAAUAUUACUCUGCUGCCUGAAACGAGACAUAGAAUCCCCUCUGAUCAAAGAGAGAAGGGUGAUGCCAACCUGGUGCUAUUCAAAGUACAUAGAAGCCUUGGAACAAGAGCGGAUUCUUCUGAAAAUUCAAGAAGAAAUGGAAAAGAAAAUGUUCACAGGGUAGCAACAUUCAAGCUGCCGUUCGCAUUCUGCUCCUGAGAGGUGCAAGGGUUUCUUUAAGCCAACUUUAACUAACACUGAAUAUCCAAGAAGCUGAAUGUCCAAGCUUUUGAAUAGUCUGCAUGACUAGAAUACUAUCUACUACCUAGACUAGAAGAAUUAAAAUUGUUUGCCGAUCACAGUCCCUAAGGAAAAAGCAGCAUUAUUCCCCUUGUGCAAUCUUUCAACAAAUGUUCCUUGCAGGCUACUCUAGUUAGCAGAUCUGCUCACUGGUGACUAGGGUGUGAGUGACUAUACCUGGUAUAACUAACCCAGGCAAUAGAAGAGCCUUCCCCCUGCGUUCCCAGCUGGGAGGAGACUGCUGAAGCAACGGUUUCUCCAGCGCAGUGUGCACACGACUGUGACGUAGGCUAGCAUCUCCAGCUCCAGGGGCCGCUCCCUGCAAACCUUCCAGUCACUCAUGGGAGACACCACUGUUCAUCUAAACAUUUAAUACAGUGAUGUGCAGCUUAGUGUGAACCGUCUACGUGACAGUGGCACAGCCUAUAGCCACCCAACAGCGUCCCUCGCCCCGCAAGCAUGAGCAGGGGGACUGUCUGGAUUGCCGAUUGGGUGGAUGGCUCGCCUUUCCUGUGGGUUAGGCCUGGAGCUGAACCAGGCAGAGGCUGGGGGAGCCAGUGGGUGGGAAGAUGGAUCCAGUCGCUUCUAUUGGUUCUGCAUUGUGGAUGUGAUGUGAUUAGCACCUGAGUUCCUGCCUGGACUUCCCCCUACAUGAAGGGGUAACCUGAGAUUGUAAGCCAAACCCUUUCAUCUCUAAGUCAGUUUCUUGCAUUUAAUAUAGUGAUACUAUAUUAUAGACAGCUUUAACGGUCUUUAAAUCUGACUUGAGUGUAUACAGAUGACUAAAUAAAUCCUAAUAGUGCUAUCUUUGGGCAUUUGA
This is a messenger RNA of Myodes glareolus (Bank vole), 4872 nucleotides long. RefSeq names its product regulator of G protein signaling 22 (gene Rgs22). Gene Ontology annotation, biological process: regulation of signal transduction. Gene Ontology annotation, cellular component: cytoplasm; nucleus. The record is from RefSeq and is a predicted model, not a curated record. Gene Ontology annotation, molecular function: G-protein alpha-subunit binding. NCBI's taxonomy places the organism in Eukaryota, Metazoa, Chordata, Mammalia, Rodentia, Cricetidae.